AUGACGCCGAAUAAAAAUAAGAGAUCGACUCCUCAUAAAUCUCCUCACAGAUCUUCACCUCACAAAUUUCAGAAGCCGGGCAAAGCUCAUAAAUCACCAAAAGAGAAAGUUGCGCCUGCAAAACCAAGUCUUCCAAUACUUCCCCAGAAGAAUUCUGAAGUUGUCCCUCCGAUAUUACCUCCUACACGAAGAAUAUUGUUUCCUCAAAGUCUCAAGAAGAGUAAUAGUCAACAACCUUUCUUGUCUCCCCAUGCUGUCAAGAUAGAUCAUCAGAAGACUAAAAAACACACAUUAUCCUCUCCAGCUGCGAAGUUCACCGAUGAUCGACCACUCAAGAAGCCGUGUCUUUCAUCUCCAUCUCCUGCGAAACGUACCAAACUUCUCCCUGUAACACCGGAAAGAGUCAAUGGGCGAGAAAGAACACUUCCGUCGAGUGACGAUGAAGGUGAGAAUGACAUUGGAGAGAAUACGCCAAAUCCGCCAAGUCGAAAGAAGAAAUCGAAUGCCAUGGCCAGUGCAGCAGGAAGUCAUAAGAAAACACCAUUGCCAAGAACAUCCGUAGCAGUUGUCAUUCCAACAAAACAACAACCUUCCUCCUCAUUUUCUACCAUUCACCCCAAUUCACCCACUGUCCAAAAAGUCGAUAUAGCUGUUUUACGACUCGAGAAAGAAGAGCUACAACACCGCCUCGAUGUUUCAUCGCAACAAGCACAAAAAGCCAUGAACGAAGUCAAAGAAUGGGAGAAUAGAUGCAAGGAAACAACUGACGUACAAGAUAAUCUCAACAGACUUCUUCGCGCCGAAAUUGAGGAUAAAGAGAGACUUCAAGAACACUUGGAAUCUUCCAGAGAACAAGCGCAUGAGCUCAAUCUCGAAGCGAAGAACUGGGAGGAUAAAUGGAAGGAAGCCGCCAGUGAAAUUGAUGUAUUGCGGAAGCGAUUGGAUUCCAAGACGAAAACACAGAAAGGAGAUGAACCCACUACAGAGAAAUGGCGACUUCGAUAUAUUUCCAAAAAUGAAGAAACCAUACAACUCCAACGCGAACUCAAGCACAUCAGAAACGCACCAGAACCUCUUCACCACACUGAAAAAAUCAAGAAUCUAGAACUCGAGCUUUCAAAUCCGGAAUCGCAGCAUCGCCUCCCCAAAACCGACAAACAAACCCCCCCAGAAGAGCAUCUCGAAUCAUCAAACCCACACCUAGCAAAACAAAUCUCCCAACUAAAACAAGAACUUCGAGAGAAAAACCUCCUCAUCACAAACCUCACCACCCAAACCCAAAGCCUCCACCAAGAACCUUCGCAAAAAGAGCACCUCUCCUCUCAAGUAUCCCAACUAACCUCCUCCCUCUCCUUCACCCACGAUCUACUUUCCCAAGCCGAACGCACGCACCAAUUCGAAAGCACCGCUCUGAAGCAACAAAUCGCACAUCUAAAAAACCUCCUCGUUUCACAAACGAAAACCUCCGAAGAAUUUACAACGCUGCAGAAAGAACACCAGAAAAUGCGGGAAGAAAUGCGUGGAGAAAUACUGGAUAGGGAUGAGGAGAUUAUGAUUUUGAGAGAGGAGUUUGAAGAGGAGAGGAAGGGGAUGAGGAGGGAGGUGGAGAGGUGCGUGGGGGAGGUGAGGGUGAGAGAUAAGGGGUUGCAGAGGAUGGGGGUGUUGGUUGCGGGGUGGGUUUUGAAGUGGAGGAGUUUGGGGGGGGAGGGGGAGAGGAUGGGAAUGGGGAUGGAGAAGGGGGGUGGUGUGCCGGCGGUGGAGGGGGUGGGGAUUUGUGUUGAUGGGGUGAGGUUGUGA
Messenger RNA from Botrytis byssoidea, 1797 nucleotides. RefSeq lists its product as uncharacterized. Bases 1 to 1797 code for a protein of 598 amino acids. Lineage: Eukaryota; Fungi; Ascomycota; Leotiomycetes; Helotiales; Sclerotiniaceae. The transcript has 3 exons. The record is from RefSeq and is a predicted model, not a curated record.